Molecule: messenger RNA, 1931 nt
Organism: Exophiala oligosperma
Lineage: Eukaryota; Fungi; Ascomycota; Eurotiomycetes; Chaetothyriales; Herpotrichiellaceae
Exons: 1
Coding region: 202-951 (249 amino acids)
Biological process (GO): positive regulation of DNA-templated transcription, elongation; positive regulation of transcription by RNA polymerase I
Cellular component (GO): CTDK-1 complex
Source: RefSeq, a predicted model, not a curated record
CUUCAAUAUUCUUCAUCCGAUACAAGGCCACUUUUAAUCCGGUCGGCGAAAGUUCCUGCCUGAGGUCCUCCCACGAUCUCAUCUCCCUAGCUACACACGACACGGGGGUCGUGUUCACUCCCCGUCUGCACCGAUGCCGUAAUCCCCGGCGUCGAACGGCCCACGACACGUUCAAGCACGGUGUCAAGGAAAUAAGCAAAUAUGGCCGAUCCGUUCGAAGUGCGCAUGCGCUUCACGAACCUCCUCACGCAUCUCUCUGCCUCGGCGACGGCUUCCAUCAAGACGGCUCAUUAUGCUCUCAAGCACCGCGAUAUGGACGAGGAUCUGCACAGCUGCAUCAUCGAGAACCUCGAGCGGGGGAACAACAUGAACAACAGGGCGAACAUCAUGUACUUCCUCGAGCACCACGCCGACAUCAACAGUAAAGAAGGCGGGCACGAGGCUUACGUAGACAUGAUCCGGCGGGACAUCCAGCGCAUCGUUGACGCUGUGGCCCAAUCAGGCGCAAAUGUUAAGGUCGUACGGCGCGUGGUAAUGGGACUCGGCGACAAGGGCGUGCUCAGCGCUCAAGUGACGGCUGGCAUCGAAACUGGACUCAAAGAGAAAGAGGACAAGAUGGGAAAAUUACUUGGCGACGACGACAAGCCCGAGGACGGCGACACCCCGGUUCAGGUGGACGACACCCGCAAACCGACGCCACGUACCGCGAAAGGCAGUGUUUCAAAGAUGGACAAACGGGCAAUCGAACAGCGCAUCGAAGAGGACAGGGAGCGAAAUAAGAGACUACGAGAGAGUGUCUGGGCGGUCUCGGGCGACGACCAGGAGGAAUUCGACAGGAUGUGGGAAGAAGAAACCAAUCUUAGCGAAGAUGAGCGUGUCAUUGCCGAUGAAGAGGCUGAAGAACGCCUCCAAUUCGUGAGGUACUACAAAUCAACUACUCUGGGAAGGUGAACACAGUGUGUCACGAGGUCGAUCCAAGCCUCAUCUCGCCUUUCGUAUCGAUAUGGCUGGCUACCAACUAUCUGGGUCCCUCAUCUGUUGGCAGCUGAUGCAAUCCGAUGUUAAGAAAGGUCAUGUCAUCUUCGACGCCUAUCAAGCGCUAUGCCGACAAGGCAAAUGGAGCCCGGGGUUUGAAAGCGCAAAAGAUCAGGCUUUGGCUUUCUUCGAAGUCAUACUGACGUCGUCAUCUUCAUCCUCCUCGUCAGACACGACCAUCUUCCUCUUGCGUGGUGCUGCCGGGCCUUCUACCUCGCCAUUGUUACUCUGGUUCAUCUGCUUAUCUCUUCGCAGUGCGUAUGAGAGGAUCAAUCCUUCAUACUCGUCCUCCUGUCCUCGAGCACUGUCCUCAAUCUGGGGGAUCCGUUCCUCAAGAGGGACUUGCAUGAGAAUAUCCUUGUUCUUCUUCAUGAUUCGUUGCUUUAGCAGGAGACGCCACCAGAAAUAAUUCCGAUCGGCCGGAUUUUGAGCUCGAGCGCCUUUAACCUUCAAGCUCGUCAAGGACGCACCUCCAGCGGCUCGAUGAGAAUGGGGGAUCUGGGCUAACAAAAACAUUUCGGCCAUACGCGCGAAUUGUCUGCUAGCAAUUUUGUUCUUCACUCGGAUUGUUUGUAAGGUAGUCAAUGGAAGAAGCUUUGCCGUAGGAACUGACUUUAUCCGGCCACGGUCGAGAGCUGCGAAUGGGGAGGAGUUGAUUUUGAUCUCUGAAGCUUGAAAUUGUGGUUCGAGCACAUCGAAAUCAUUCAUAUCUCGCAGUUUGUCGAAUUCUUCGCUCGGAUCUUCCACCGUCAUCUCCAAUACCGUUGGGUCGGCCAUAACCUCUGCAUAGAUUGCUUGGUACAAAGCCGAUCCAUGGCCACCACUCUGGUAGGGAGGUGUGAUUAAGAAUUGUGAUAUCCGAAGGCGCGACGACAGUUGAUUUGGAGUGAUUGUCU